AUGAAGUUUGGAUACAAGAGCGAGUCGAACGCCUUUUUCUUGGGUGCGGCGACCGUUGCUGUUUGCCUCUUCAUUCCCCGGCGCUACCUCGCUGCCGCCAUUCCAUUGUGGAUUCUGGCAAGCCGUCUGGUGGCGCGAGGUGCCAUGAAUCACGCGCGCCCCGUGACGGAUGCGGACACUGCGGACAGGCAGGCGCAGUCCCGCUUCGUGCUUUCGCACGACAUGCCUCUGACGAAGCGUCCAGUGGCGAUCGUGACUGGAACGAACAGUGGGAUCGGGUACUGGACUGCUGUGGGGCUGGCGGUGGAAGGCUACGAGGUUGUGGUGACUUGCCGGUCGGCUGUACUGACGCAGCAGACCGCCGAGCGGAUUCGGCAGGAGGCGGAGCGCUGCCGUAAUGCGCAUCCGCAGCGGUACGCGCACUCGCCGGCGUCGAUUCUCGUGGAGGGACACCUGCCUCUGGAGUGCGAGGACUUCGACAGUGCGCGCACGCUUGCAGAGUGGGUGACAAAGAAGUACGCAAAGCGUAACGUGCAGGUGCUGGUGAACAACGCAGGCGGCAUGCGCAAGGAGCUGACCUUCUCUCAAUAUCAUCCGAACUUGGAGUUGCACACUGCCAUGAACUUUCUCGGGCCACUUCUGCUGACGGAGUUGUUGCUGCCUGUGCUGGAGAAGAACGGUGGCCGUGUUGUGUAUGUUGCUAGUGAGGCGCACCGCUUUCCACAGACGCUUCUUCUUUCCAGUAGCUUCAGCGCGUGGAAGACGGUUAAGGCAUUCCCCAAAUGCAACUGCCUCAUUGGGGGAAAGUUACUUAACGCGCUGAAGGAGGUCAAUCAGGGUGCUGGCAAGUCGAGUGGUCCGCUUCAGGCUUCUUCGACGCGGCAGGCCUUUGUCCGCUACGGUACCAGCAAGCUGCUGAAUACUUACCACGCCCAUGUGAUCGCGCGCCGCUACCGUGAUGUGAAGGACGAGGCUCACCGUGUGUACGCCUGCUCGCUGCACCCCGGCUGUGUCGCCACCAAUUUCUCUCGAGAUAUCCUCAGCAGCUUUGUGAAUUCCAUUUUUGCAUGGGUGUCGCUGCUGUUCUUAAAGACUGCAGAGGAGGGUGCACAGACGUCGCUGCAUUGCGCCAUGUGUCCGCGCGAGGAGCUGGAGCUGGUGUCGCCGUCUGGUGAGAAGCCAACUUCGAGCGCGGAUGCGGUGAGUCCGUACUUCGUGGAGUGCGCAGACCAGACGACGAGCAUGCUGCGUGCGUAUGGCUGGGAUGUGAGUGAGGCGGAGGCGAUUUUGCAAUGGGGUCGGCAGCAGGUUGGCCUCGCUUAA
Molecule: messenger RNA, 1323 nt
Organism: Leishmania braziliensis MHOM/BR/75/M2904
Lineage: Eukaryota; Euglenozoa; Kinetoplastea; Trypanosomatida; Trypanosomatidae
Exons: 1
Coding region: 1-1323 (440 amino acids)
Source: RefSeq, a predicted model, not a curated record